Hibiscus syriacus is the source of this 2633-nucleotide messenger RNA. Its product is annotated as potassium transporter 11-like. Lineage: Eukaryota; Viridiplantae; Streptophyta; Magnoliopsida; Malvales; Malvaceae. The coding region runs from base 250 to 2631 and encodes 793 amino acids. The record is from RefSeq and is a predicted model, not a curated record. Gene Ontology annotation, cellular component: membrane. Gene Ontology annotation, molecular function: potassium ion transmembrane transporter activity. The transcript is spliced from 9 exons. Gene Ontology annotation, biological process: potassium ion transmembrane transport.
GUAAAAGCCACUUUGGGUUCUUGUUUUGUUUCUCUCAGACUCGGUUUUGCUUUGGUUCUGUUCGAAGGGGGUUUUGCAGGCGGCUUCUACUUCUUCUCAGUCAAGUUUUGUAUGAAUUUCAAGUGAAGAGAUCAUUUCCUGCAAAAUAGAACCUUGUACAGUUUGGGAAUUUGAAAUCGAGUUUUGUGAAAUAGGGAGCAAGUGUUGAGUACUUAGUGAUAGCUUGAUUAUAAAUAAUAUCGAAUCGGUAUGGAAAUGGCUUCAAGAGUUGAGAUUGAUGAAGAUAAUGACAACAAGGGUAGCAUGUGGGAUUUGGAUCAGAAGCUUGAUCAGCCAAUGGAUGAAGAAGCUGGGAGGCUUAGAAACAUGUACAAGGAGAAGAAAUCCUCUGCAUUAUUGCUUCUGCGGCUUGCAUUCCAAAGUCUUGGAGUGGUUUAUGGUGACUUGGGCACUUCUCCCCUCUAUGUUUUCUACAAUACAUUUCCUGAUAAAAUUGAAGAUCCGGAGGAUGUUGUUGGAGCUCUUUCAUUGAUUAUAUAUUCCCUUACUCUUAUACCGCUCCUCAAGUAUGUGUUUGUUGUGUGUAAAGCAAAUGACAAUGGUCAAGGUGGAACAUUUGCUCUAUAUUCAUUGCUCUGCAGACAUGCAAACAUUAAAACAAUUCCUAACCAACACAGAACUGAUGAGGAGCUAACAACUUAUAGUCGUUCUACAUUUCAUGAACGAUCAUUUGCUGCGAAAACAAAGAGAUGGCUAGAGAGACACGUGUCCAGGAAGAAUGCGCUUCUUAUUCUUGUCCUGGUUGGUACAUGUAUGGUCAUUGGUGAUGGAAUACUCACUCCGGCAAUAUCAGUUCUUUCAGCUGCAGGGGGCAUCAAAGUAAACCGUCCACACAUGGGCAAUGGUGUUGUUGUGAUUGUGGCCGUUGUAAUAUUAGUAGGUUUAUUUAGCAUGCAACACUAUGGUACAGAUAAAGUUAGCUGGCUCUUUGCCCCAAUUGUUCUUAUUUGGUUUCUUGUAAUCGGAGGCAUCGGCAUAUAUAAUAUUUGGAAGUACGACAGCAGUGUUUUGAAAGCAUUUUCGCCUAUAUACAUCUACCGGUAUUUUAAGAGAGGAGGGAAAGACGGAUGGACCUCUCUUGGGGGUAUUAUGCUUAGUAUCACGGGUACGGAGGCACUUUUUGCAGAUCUAUCGCAUUUUCCAGUUUCGGCUGUGCAACUCGCUUUUACUGCAGUUGUAUUUCCUUGCCUUCUCCUAGCAUAUUCUGGACAAGCUGCCUACCUUAUCAGUAACAGAGACCAUGUCGUUGAUGCAUUUUAUCGCUCUAUCCCAGAUAGCAUAUAUUGGCCUGUUUUUGUCAUUGCUACUGCUGCUGCUAUAGUUGCAAGUCAAGCUACAAUAACGGCGACCUUUUCAAUUAUCAAACAAGCCCUUGCACUUGGUUGUUUUCCACGAGUGAAGGUUGUACAUACGUCGAAGAAUUUCCUUGGUCAGAUAUAUGUUCCGGAUAUUAAUUGGAUCCUUAUGAUUCUUUGCAUUGCCGUUACGGCUGGAUUCAAAAACCAAAGUCAAAUUGGAAAUGCUUAUGGGACGGCUGUGGUGAUCGUCAUGUUGGUAACGACGUUGCUUAUGACUUUAAUCAUGCUUUUGGUUUGGCGAUGUCAUUGGAUUCUUGUCCUCCUCUUCACCGGCUUGUCCUUGGUUGUGGAGUGCACAUACUUUUCUGCUGUACUCUUCAAGAUAGAUCAAGGUGGGUGGGUUCCUCUUGUUAUUGCAGCAGCCUUUUUGCUCAUCAUGUAUGUUUGGCAUUAUGGUACGCUGAAGCGAUACGAGUUUGAGAUGCACAGUAAGGUUUCGAUGGCAUGGAUUCUGGGGCUUGGUCCUAGUUUAGGCUUAGUUCAAGUUCCCGGAAUUGGGUUAGUCUACACCGAGUUAGCAAGUGGUGUUCCUCACAUAUUUUCCCACUUCAUCACUAACCUACCUGCCAUCCAUUCGGUGGUUGUUUUUGUCUGUGUGAAAUACCUUCCCGUCUACACCGUUCCGGAAGAAGAAAGGUUCCUUGUGAAACGCAUUGGGCCGAAGAAUUUCCACAUGUUUCGUUGCGUUGCUAGGUAUGGCUACAAAGACCUUCAUAAGAAAGAUGAUGAUUUCGAGAGAAAGCUAUUCGAUAGCCUCUUCUUAUUCGUGCGGCUCGAGUCAAUGAUGGAAGGGUGUUCAGAUUCGGACGAAUAUAGCUUGUAUGGCCAGCAAACCGAGCCGUCCAGGGACGGUCUGUUGAACAACAAUGGCCACACAACUUGCUCGUUUGUCGAUACCACAGUUUCAUCAGUGGAUUCAAUUGUGCAGGUGAGAUCUCCGAUGCAUGCAGGUGUGACGGUAAGAUCGUCGGGGCAAGUAAGCAGCCAGACGGAGAUGGAUGAGUUAGAAUUUUUGAAUAGCUGUAGGGAUGCCGGGGUGGUACACAUCAUGGGGAACACUGUGGUGAGGGCAAGAAGAGAUUCAAGAUUUUACAAGAAAAUAGCAAUCGACUAUAUUUAUGCAUUUCUUAGGAAGAUAUGUAGGGAACACAGUGUGAUUUUUAAUGUUCCUCAUGAGAGUCUGUUGAACGUAGGACAGGUUUUUUAUGUGUAAAA